Molecule: messenger RNA, 1817 nt
Organism: Aphidius gifuensis
Lineage: Eukaryota; Metazoa; Arthropoda; Insecta; Hymenoptera; Braconidae
Product: coiled-coil domain-containing protein 89-like
Exons: 8
Coding region: 376-1758 (460 amino acids)
Source: RefSeq, a predicted model, not a curated record
ACAAACGCAUACUCAUAUAUAUACUAUCCCUUUUUAAAACUUUUUUUUUUGUUUUUUAAUACAUCUGUGCGUGUGUUUGUGUGUGAAUAUUUGAUGGGUUUGGCAAUGUGAAGAGUGCAAUUUUAGUCAUGGAAUACCAUGUGCAUUAAUAAAAGCUAAAAAAAAUGCAUCAGCAAGGAUCAUUGUACCCUUCCAAGGCCAUGGGGCAACCGCCCCACUGAACCAAUUAAUAAAAUACAAGGAACAAAAGCAUUGAUUGUUUCAAAAAAUGAAUUUAAUCGAUAUGUUGAUUAUACGACUGAGACAGAAAAACUAGCUAAUGAAGCUAAAAAAAAAGCUGAAAAAUAUGCACAACUUAAAAAAGCUUCAUAUGAAAUGACAAAAAAUUGGACUGAUACUUUUAAGAGUAAAAAAGAAAAACACCGAAGAGAUAUUUUAUCAAAAAAAGAAGAUUCUGAUGAAGCACGUUUACAAUUUAUAAAAGAACUGACAGCUAAAAAUGCAGAAGAAAGAGCUGAGAUUGUAAAUGAAGCUAGAAAAUUAUUAUUUUAUAAAAAACCACACUGUCGUCUUAUCAACAGUGCACUUCUAACAUCUGAGUGUUACAGAGAAUUAAAUGCUCAAAUUGAAUUCAAUAAAAAAUUACAAAAUGUUGAUAAACAACAAGACAAAGAAUAUGCUGAUAUAUUAAAAAAAGAUACAGAAAAUUUUAUCAAUGAAGAAAAACAAAAAAUACAAAAUCGAAUGAUAAAAAUAAAAACCUAUGGAGAUGAAUUAAAAAAACAAAUAAAUGAAACGAAUAAUAAUUUAAAAGAAAUUGAAAUGACUGAACUACGUAGUGAUCAAGAAGCUUUAAUUAAUAUGAACAAAGAAUUACAAUUGAUUGAACAAUGUGAAGCUGAACAGAUUAUUAAAAAGAAAGAAGAAAUCAAAAAGCUAUUUUUAGAUUCAUUAGAAGAAAAACGACGUCGAGAAGAAAAAAUAAAAGUUGAUGAAGAUUUAGAAAAUCGUGCAAUUCAAGCAUAUAAAAAUACAAAAUCAAAGCUAAAUAAAAUAACAAAAGAAAAAUUAAAAAAAGAACAAAUUGAAAAAAUACAACGUACUGAAUAUUUAGCAAAAAAAUGUGCAAUUAUAUAUGAAUCAAAUGAUGAUGCUGAAGAGGAACGUUUACGUAAAGCUAUUGCUGAAAAGGAUGAAAUUGAAAAUAAAAAAAUUGAAGCAAAACGUAAUUUUGCUGAAAAAAUGAAAAAUGAUAUAUUAAAAUAUCAUUCUGAUAUUGAAGAAUUAAAAAAAAAAAAAGCUGAUGAAGAAAAAAAUUUAAUUGCAUGGGAAACAUUACAAAGAUACAAGAGAAAUGAAUUUAAUGAAGAAAAUAAAUUGAAACAAUUACAAGAAGAGUGGAAAAAAAAAAUUGAUAUGAGAGAAUAUUUAAAAAAACAAAUGGAAGAACAAGAAGCUAUCAACAAUCAUGAAAAAGUGAUGAAUGAUGAAUCAAAAGAAGUUAAACAAGCUAUUGACAAAACAAAUAACAAAGUUCUUGCAUAUGGCCAAGAAGUUUUAGAAGAAUCAAAAGGUGUUAGACCUUUAUUUCCAAUUAUCAAAGCAAUUGAGCAAUUUAAAAAAGAAAAUAAUCUUUUACCACGAAAAACGUUUGAAAUAGAAGAAGAAGAAGAAGAUUCACCACUAGCAAGAAAAAGAAAUAUGAAAAAAAUUUGUUCAAAUCCUUUAUCACCUGAUAAAAUUUUUUAUCUAGGAUAAUAUUUUUUUUUUAUAAUUAUUGUAUUUUUUUUUUUUAGUAAAGUUUUUUUUUUUCUUCC